UUGGAAAUACUAACACGGUAAGUUGUUCUCAAAAUAAUUUUUGAAAUCAAAUGAAAUGAAAUUUUUGCAGGAAUGUCAAUCAAGUACUGUGUGGAUAAAUUGGAAAAUCUGGAAAUUUCAGAAAUCGAUAAAAGAUGGCCGCAAAAAAUCGAUCAAAUUCGGAAAAGAGAAAAUAUCGAUUAUUUGGCAAAAGAGCAAGGAAAACGUAGAGAAAACAUCAUUGCAAUCAAUAAAAAAUCAGUGGAAAAUUGUAUAAUUUGUGGUGAAAAAUCAGGAAUUUUGUAUAGCUGUCAAGGAUUUAUCAAUGGAUUAAUUGAAGAUGGAGAAAAUGAAGUUAGGAAAAAAUGUUUAUCGAAAUUUCAUUUCGAUUGCAUAAGAAGUUAUAAUUCGUUUGACUAUAACAUUCGCUAUAUUUCGUUGGCUGAAUGCCAAAAUUCUAUACUUUGUCCACUUCAUAAUUGUGAUUGUUGUUUUAUGGAAAGAAGAAAACAAAGUGCAUUUAUUGGAGAAUUGAUUGAAUGUGUUUCGUGUUUGAGAAGUUUUCAUAAGGAUAAAUGUUUUCCGGUUGGAUCAAAGAGAUUGGAAGUUGUUUGGAAAUUGGACAAGGUAAGGAGAUACAAAACUGGGCAAUUUUCAAAUAUUUCAUUUAGAAACAGUUUUCGAUAUGAAAAUUUUGAUUUCAAGCGUUCAAUUAUUUGAAUUUUUCUCAAAACCCUCUUAUUUUCCAAGAUUUCAGCUCAAUUUUCUCACUGAAAAAUGAAUUUUCAGCCCUACAAAUCUGAAAUGCUAAUCUGCUCCGCACAUCGCCCAAAACCAAUAAUCAAACCAAAUUCGCAUAUUAAAUCAUGUUUGGAUUGCGAAAAUGAAGAUAAUUCUCAAAGAACUCUUAUUAAUUGCCGCUUUUGUGUUCGCUCUUUUCAUCAAGAAUGUCGAACAACUCAAGAAAUCGACCACAAAAUCAUAAACACUGAUAUCUGUGAAUAUUGUUUAACUGGAGAAAGUCUUGGAAUAAAUUCGCAUGUUUUGGCAAAAUGGAAAAAUCAAUAUUAUCCGGGAAUUGUUCGAGAUUGGAAAUUCGAAAAAAUCCCGCCAAUAUUAAAAAAAUCGAAAUUUUUCGAAGAAAUUGGAUAUUGUUUAGUUGAAUGGUAUGAGAAUAAAACAUUUUCGAUUGUUUUAUUUUCGGAAUUGAUAUCUUUUCAUACGAGUUCUAUCAAAAUAUUGGAUGCAAUUAAGGAUUUGAGAAUGAGGAAUUCGGUGCGAAAAGAUUUUAGAACAUUGAAAAGGGAUGUCGAUUUUCCGGCGAUUUUGAAGGAGGUUGGCAGGAGUUUGGAGGUUAGUUUCGUGGGUUUUUGGUAGUAGGGCGACCGGUUGGAAAAUACUUUGUCCAAAAAUCUUUAGAAAAUUUUUUUUCAGUUGAAAAUUCAGUUUUGUUCACAUUUUUCAGAAAAUUUGAGAAAACCGAGUUAGACCAACUAAUCCUCAAAAAAAAACAGCCUGUCUAGAAUUCCACAUUUUCCAGACCGCUAGAUAUUUGAAAAAAGAAGAUGAAAAGAAAUUCGUUGAACUCGUUGAAACUGAAUAUAUUUGCGAUUGUCCGAAAACUCGAAAUCCUCACUGUCAAAACUCAAAUUGCCAAAACAUCCAACUGCAUUAUGAAUGCUCUGAAAGUUGCACAACGCAACAAGGAAAAUGUAAAAAUCGCGGGAUUUCUGAAAACGUUCCCCAGCAAAAUCUAGCUAUUCAAGUUCUUCCAACUCCCGAAAAAGGCUAUGGGGUCUUUGCGAAACAACAGAUAUUUUCUGGAGAUUUUAUCAUCGAAUAUGCUGGAGAGAUUUUGAGUAAGAGAGAAGUUGAUAGAAGAAAUUUGAUUUUGGAAAUUGGACGAGAUCGAGAGGCCAAUCUUUUCAUGGCUCAAUUAUCGAAAGGACGAGUAAUUGAUUCGGCAAAAAUAGGAAAUUGGGCACGGUAUAUCAAUCACAGCUGUGAGCCGAAUUGCCGUUUUGAAAAAAGAAGUGUGAUUGUUGGAAAAUCGGGAAGGAAUGGGAUUUUGUAUGAUGAACGAAUUGCGGUUGUAGCGAUACGCAAUAUUCAGGUAGAUUUGGGGAGAGCUUGAAUUUUAUAUAUGGUCUAUUGCCUUGGAUAAAUACGGUCCAGUCUAAUUUCCUCCUAGAAAAUAUAGGGUUCACUUUGUUCAUCUUCAUAUUAAAAUUUUACUGUUUCAAAAAUUAUUGAGAGUUUUUUUCUAAUUUUUAUUCAUUUUCAGCCUGGGGAAGAGAUUUGUUUCAAAUAUCAAAUGAAAACUGGAAACGCUAGCCAAGUUCCGAUUUGUAAAUGUGGAUCUGAUAAUUGUGAAGGAACUCUUGGAGGGAGACGAGAAAAUGAUGAGAUUGUAGAAGAGCUGGAAGAAAUCGAGAAUAUUCCAGAGAGAACGACGGCGAAUAAAAGAAAAUCGGCUCUGAGAGUUGUUGCAAAUGUGCCAAAAGUGAGUAGCUGACAUUUUUUUCAAAAACAUUUUCCCAACCAAAAAGUUUUCAGCGUCGAUGUCCUCCUCCAACUACUUCUCAACCUCUUCAAUCUAUUAAUAUCCCACAAGUUUUUCAAGAGUAUAUUGCAAAUUAUAAUGGAGAUAGAGAGAAGAUGGCAUAUUUACGGAAUAUUCAGGAAAAUGUAAAAAGUCUAGAUUAUCAAAAAGAAUUUUUGAAUGAGGCGAUUGGAUGGAAAUUGGACAAAUGUGAGUUUUUAAUGAAAAUUAUGUGGAAGAAAAAUCUUUUUCCAGAUAAAUCUAAAAAUUCUGGAAAAUCUCCAUCAAACUCGCAACUUUAUUUGGACAAUUCGUCGAACCCUGGACCGUCUCGAAUUUCUUAA
Messenger RNA from Caenorhabditis angaria, 2865 nucleotides. Lineage: Eukaryota; Metazoa; Nematoda; Chromadorea; Rhabditida; Rhabditidae. The record is from the annotation of a GenBank genome assembly.